Messenger RNA from Haliotis rubra (blacklip abalone), 1596 nucleotides. RefSeq names its product heparanase-like. The transcript is spliced from 10 exons. Gene Ontology annotation, molecular function: hydrolase activity, acting on glycosyl bonds. Bases 115 to 1560 code for a protein of 481 amino acids. The record is from RefSeq and is a predicted model, not a curated record. NCBI's taxonomy places the organism in Eukaryota, Metazoa, Mollusca, Gastropoda, Lepetellida, Haliotidae. Gene Ontology annotation, cellular component: membrane; extracellular matrix.
GAAACACACGCAUCUGGACUGCCUUAUCUAUUGCCAAGGCUUGGUAGCACCUGCUAUCUUUCGGCACCACAGAAGAAGGGCACUUUACCCUCCUACAACAGGGAAACAGUUAACAUGACCAUGGAUAUGUUCUUGUGUUUAUUUGGACUGGCUUGGAUACAGCCGUUUACUGUGUCCCUGCACACCGAACAUAUCAGAGUAAAAACUAACCACGUGUUGCAUGUGAUAGAUGACAUGUUUGUCGGGGUUAACAUUGACAGCGGACGGCUGAGGUACAAUCUGAAGUUUCACAAUGUAAGCUCUCCCAAACUGCUGGCCCUUGGAAAAGCUUUAGCACCCGGGUAUCUGAGAGUCGGGGGCACAUCAGGGGACUACAUGGUGUUCGACCCGACUCACGACAUUGCUACUGGACAGCAGUUCCAGCUCCGAGCAACGACCUGGGAUGAUCUCAACAUGUUUGUUCAAAAGAUUGGACUCAAACUGGUGAUUGGUCUUAACCUAAUGCUCCGUGACGGAACAAAGUGGAACCCAUCAAAUGCUAAGCUGUUGCUCAAAUAUUCCUCUGACAAAGGGUAUCCUUUUGCCGGGAUUGAACUGGGAAAUGCACCAAACUUUUAUUACCGACAAUGGAAUACAACUGUCAGUGAAGCGCAACUGGCCAGUGACUUCAAAGAGUUAAAACAAGUCCUCCAAGGAACGGCCUAUAAGUCUAGUCUAAUCCUCGGACCUGACGUGGCCAGUUAUGAAGACAAGUUUUUAAACAACUUCCUGACCGAUGGCGGAGCCAGUGCCGUAGACGUCCUGACCGUCCAUCAUUACUACUUUAAUGGAAACACAGCGAAACUCGAAGACUUUUCUGACCACUCUAUAAUGGACCGUCUUAUAUCCGAAGUUCAAACAGUGGUGGGUAUGGUGCGAAGCUAUCAUGGCCUGGUGGCGUGGCUAGGGGAAACUUCUUCUGGCUAUGGAGGCGGCACUCCUGGCAUUGGCAAUAGAUAUGUGGCAGGCAAUCUGUGGCUUGAUAAACUGGGAGUGUCAGCAAAAUAUGGUAUAAAAAGGGUCAUGCGUCAGUCAUUCUUCGGAGGGCAUCACUCACUUCUUGAUGACAACAGCGACCCUACUCCCGACUAUUGGUUGACGCUUCUUUACAAGAGACUUGUUGGCAACAAAGUAUUUGAUGUUCCAUCCUCAUCGGACAACAUCCGACUAUAUGCCCAUUGUACGAAGCUUAACAACGUAUAUAACUACAAGCCUGGAAGCAUCACAGUGUAUGCCCUCAACUUGAAUAAAGACCCCGUACUCCUGACUAUAUCGGAUCUGAACAUCAAUAGCAUGGACAGAUUCUGGCUGACUCCGGAGGGAGGAAACCUUACGUCAACAAAAGUCCAACUCAAUGGCAACACUCUGGAACUUGUCAAUAACCAAAUACCACACAUGAUGCCAAGAUCUGUUGGAAGUGGGACAAUGAAAGUACCCGGAAACUCAUUCGGCUUCAUCGUCAUCCCUGACGCCAACAUCGCGGCAUGUCAAUCACAAGGCCACGGUACCAUUGUCGGAUAGCCAUCUGAAAAUUGUAAUAAAAUGUUUACAAACUGC